UUUGUCGUCGCGUGACUGGAAAUAGAAGCUGGAGGGCAAAGGCUGCGCAACCGCGCCGCGCGGUGAGAAAGAACACCUGUUUGGCAACUGCGCGGUGAAAAAGAAGAAAAAGAAGAAGAAGAAGCCCACAUGUUUCUGUUUUGUUUUCUUUUACGUUUGAACGACGCUGCGUGUAUGUGACUGGUGUGUGGGCUCCACCACGUACGAGCUGUUGCUCGUCAGUGGGAUGACCAGCCAAUGCAACGCAAAAGUAGAGAGAGGGGUUUGCGCUGCUACGACGUCGAUCUCGUGUAUAUCAUGCAACGCUCCCCUCCUCUUCUUCGUGCAAGGACGCAAUAGCUAGAGCCACUUCUCCAGAGAACGAGAGAGAGAGAGAGAAGGCUUAGGUUAGAAUGGCUCCCGUUCUCCUGGUGGUGGUCGGCUCGUCGGCGGCGGCGUGGGCCGACGUGCCCGCCGGCAGCCGGGUGCAGGUCGUGCAGGUAGCCUGCGGCGCGAGGCGUCCGGCGACGACGUCGAUGGCGGUCCGCUGCGUCGGCCGCGGUGGCGGCAAGACGGGUCCGGUCCUUGGCAAGCCUUCCGACGACGACGACGACGACGUACGUGCAUACGAAGCUGGUCAAGAUCGCCUUCAGGAUGGCCGUGGUGACGGCCGUUUUCUUGAGGAGAGUUCAGGCGAAUUCCAACUGCGCCGACAUGUCUCUGCAGGUGUCGAGCCUGCAAGAGGAGUGCGCCCGUUUCCUGGAUUCGUUCGUGGCCGGGGAGGAGAUCGCGGGCCACGACGCGGUCCGCAUGCUCGUCGGCUGCCAUGACAAGCUGACCGUGGUUCUCUCCGCCUACGGCGGCGCCGGCCGGGACGACGUCGACGAGGGACAGGCGCCGCCGGUCGUCGUCCCGCCCGGAGGACAGAUCGACACCCACCUCCUCGACUUGUUCCUCAUUGGGACCUCCGAGCUACCAACCAACUGGUCUGACAGAACCCUCGUUGCCCAGCUGACGUGCUCUCUGUACCGGGCAAUUGAAGCAGUCACCAAGUUCAUCGCCACCACGGAGAAGGGGGUUCCUCUCGAGCAAGCAGAUGCAGAGGGGAGGUCUCCUCCACCUCCUGAAGAGGAAGGAGGGAAAGCGUAGAUGUUACUCAGUCAGCAGAAAGGAGGAAGGAGUACUUUUUGGGAGGUCAUUAGAACUCAGUCAGCAGUAGUAAUCAUCCUAAGUACGGAGAAGUAGCAUUUAGUUCUUCUGAUGUUUUGGAACCUUACCAUGCUGUUUAGUAUUCCUAAUUAAGUCCUACUGCUACUAUCAUGUAGUAACGUGCUAUCCGCCGAUGGUUAUCAAAUAACAUCAUGUGAACUUUGCAACAGCUGCUUCUUUUUAGUAAGUAAUAGUUCAUUCCCUUUUGUUAAAUCUUGAUCUUCUUUCUCUGUGGCUUUGCUUAAAUUUGCUCGAUUUCGUUUAGAAGAAAUCAGCCCAACUGAUUCUUUUCCUAAAUACGAGAGACAGAUGAUCUUAUCUCUAAGCUAUUUUCCUGGAGACGAAUCGAAGCGAAUCCUAGAUCCCACGAUGAUAGUUAGGGCACGGCAACGAUGGUAUUUAUAGAUAGGGCACGCACGAAACGGAGGAGACCAAACCAAACCAAACCAAACCAAACCAAACCGAGGUGAAAUUGAACCGGCGCUCCCUCGUCUUCCGUCGCCAUCGCCGUCGCGUCGCACCCAAGGUGACGGGUAAUGGGGGCGUGCUACUACUACCAACCCCUCCGGCCGCCGCCGUGCCCUUCCGUUCCUUGCGGCCAAAAGGCACAGCGGCAACCUCUCUUUCGCAGCAGCCAUCAGAGUCUGCAUGUUGCAUCUAAGGCGGCCGGGCUGACCAGCAGCAGCAGUAGAUCAAAAGAUGUGAAGUUGAGGGCUAUCUUACAUGAGGACAGUGUUACUGGUGUUAGACCAUGGUUUAGCCUGUUCGGAAUGUCCUUUUCUGAUCUUUAUGAUCACUUCCCUGAAUCUGUCUGGGACAUCUGUGAGGAUUCCCCUGCCGAAGCUUUUGAGAAGAAGGAGCAUAAGGGGUGGAUGCAAUUUCGGAGUGAAAUGAACAGCAGAUACAACAAAGCCGUGGACAUAAGUUUUGACGAUAGGUUUGCUGAUUCCAUUGUGUUUGACAAAACACUCUACAAGUAUGCAAUUUUGGGUUGCAAGGUCAAUGCGGAUGGGAUUAUGAAUCAGGGUGUUAUAUCUGCCAGUGAAAGAAAUAAAAUUAUCCAUGCUCUUGAAAGGAUAGAAGGUGACAUUGAGAUUGGAAAGUUCAAGUGGAGAGAUGGCGCUGAUAUUCAUACAAGCAUUGUGGAAGCACUUGCUGAUAUGAUUGGGGACAAAGCGAAGGAUCUUGCAGUGGAAAGUAAAUAUGAUAGUUGCCUCAUGAUACUGGAAACAUGGUCCAAAAACUCCAUUGAUCAUAUUAUGACUCAAUUGAAACAACUUCAGGUUGCUCUAGUUCUGUUAGCAAUAAAAAAUGAUGGGGUUAUCCUUGGUGAGAGAGAGAUUGAGGGCACCACAUGCCUGGAGAGUCUUCUUCUGCGCAUUGUCAAAGUGCUAGACUAUGAUGCUUCCAAACUUCGUUCCUAUCAUGGAAGCAUUUCUUGCUCAAAUGAUGGUGUCAUGCUUCUGAGGACCAGCUAUCCAGAAAAUCAGAUGUUUUCCAAGCUUUCUUCCAUGGCCUCGUUUGCAGAAUCAAUCAACAAUUGCAUCCCCAACCAUCUAAGGCAACUGCUUGAGAAGGUUUUGUCCAGGAGGAAUAUACUGUUACUCACACCAAAUGGUGAAACAACGAUAUAUGACACAGUCCUAUCCAAGUUUGGUUCCAUUGAACAGACAAGGCAUCAUGGAGAUGUUGCUAUCUCAAAAUGUCUAAAUAUUGGAUUUCGAAAUGUACGUGAAUCACCUCAGACAUGUGAAAUCGAGGACGCUAAGCACUAUUUAUUUUCUAGCACUAAAUCUGUGGUCGAAAUUCUCGAUCUAUCCAUACAACUUGUUCUAAGGAUCUUGUUUGGCAUGGAAAAGGCCCAAAAUUCCCUCCCAAGAGGAUAUCAUGAUGUUAUGAGGUUUACACAUUUCCUGACAACGAAGGGAAUCGAUUUGGGCACAGCUUAUGCCUUGGUCCAUCUGUGCUUGGAUAAAAAGCUCCAACCUUCGGAGCUCAUUCUAGACAAACACGAGCUAAAGCAGAUCGAUUUUCACUGUGAGCGUGCUCAUUACCUCCUGGAAUACAAAGGGAGCAUCUUUGGUGAUUCCACCGAUCUGGAUGCCUGCAAGAAGAUGCUGAAAUGGUGUUGCAAACUUCGCAUUGAUCCUGCUGCGACCAUCUCUUCUUGAUUCCCACGAUUCAAUGCACUCAAUAGAGAAUUAGGGAUAUUGUGCUAUCUCGAACUCAUGUUUAAUUAGCAACGAAUUUGGUAGUCAUCACGUUUAAUUAGCAAAUGUAUUCUCAUAUAUCAAGAUUGAGUUAGGGUCCUAUUAUAGUCUAAUGGACUUGAAAGUGCAUGAACCUGUAUUCGUUGUUAUGGCAUUAGAUUAUGAA
This is a messenger RNA of Oryza sativa Japonica Group (Japanese rice), 3564 nucleotides long. RefSeq names its product argininosuccinate lyase, chloroplastic. Gene Ontology annotation, cellular component: cytosol. Lineage: Eukaryota; Viridiplantae; Streptophyta; Magnoliopsida; Poales; Poaceae. The record is from RefSeq and is a predicted model, not a curated record. Gene Ontology annotation, molecular function: argininosuccinate lyase activity.